AUGCUGUCCAUGACGGUCCGGGACCACGCUCUGCCCUUUCUCGUUGACACAGGGGCUACCAGAUCUACGGUUAAUCAGGACAUUGGGCCUCUGUCUGGACGGACGAUGAGCGUGGUGGGUUUCUCUGGGGUAAGUCAGAUUCUGUCAUUUACCAUCCCCCUCCCCACACACGUAGCGGGACAGAAAUUACAACACCCCUAUCUAGUGUCUCCCAGUGUUCCAGUCAAUCUCCUGGGUAGGGACCUACUCUCGAGACUCAAUGCACAGAUCCUCUGCGGUCAGCAGGGCCUCACUGUCACGUUCCCGGAUGGGACUGAAGUUCUAUGUGCACAAGGGAUUGGGGACACACACCAGUACCUCCUCAGAGACACUGAACCUAGAUUUGCAGACAUUUUCUGGGCCCUGUUGGAGCCAUCACAAACUGGGCUCUACUCAUGUUAUCUCCAUUGGAAACCCUGGAUCCUCAGCGUCCACCCCUACAUGGCUCCACCUGACCCGCUCCAUCUGACUCUGUUCUACGACCGGGAGGGUAAUGAAUGUUACCUAGAGGAAUUCCAAAAUCAGCUAGAAGGUAAGACCUGGCAGCUACAUUCUGGUGACAUUUUGGUGGGACAACAGGGGGUUGCGGCAAUGGUUAAUCUCACAAGAGAGCAACAGUCCUGGUAUAAUAUGUCUGAGACUGCUUUCCCCCACAUUUCGCUGGCUCUCCAUCCGGGACAUGAGGCUCGCGAAUUGGGCCCCAUGGUCAAAGCAGCAGUCUUAGCCUCAGACUGGUCUUCCUCCGGCCUGCCUGGCGUGCUCCGCUCUCCGUCCCUGAAAAUGUUCAGAAUUGUGAGUACUACCACUGACUCUGCUUUAUGCACACAUGAACUCAUACCUAGAGACCAUGGUAGAGAAAAAUCUGAUCAUCCAAAAGCACAGGAGCUUAUCUCCUCCCUCCCAGUCUCAUUGUGGGCCGAGGGUCCAACCGAUGUCGGAUUGAUCCACUGUAAACCUAUCUCAUUCCAGCUGAAUACUGACUCUCCGGUCUGGGUGCCACAGUACCCUCACAAAAGAGAGGCAGAAUUGGGCAUUCAGGACACCAUAGAAGGCCUGUUAGACUCUGGUGUCCUCGAACCUUCCAACUCCUGCUGGAACACACCCAUUCUACCAAUUGAAAAGAAGGGCACCGGUCAGUACCGUAUGGCCCAUGACCUCAGAGCCAUCAAUCAGAUUCUAGGGACCAAUACGGUCCCGGUGCCAAACCCAUAUGUUGCUCUGAACAAUCUGUCUCCCGAACAAGCAUGGUUCACAUGUAUUGAUCUUGCUAACGCUUUUUUCUGUCUCCCUUUACAUGAGAACGUUCGGGACAUCUUCUCGUUCACCUACCAGCGUCGCAGACUCCGUUACACCCGCCUCCCACAGGGAUUUGCCCUCUCCCCUGGCAUCUUUAACCAGGUUCUGAAAGAGAGUUUGGCUGACCUGCAGCUGCCCGAUGGCACCACAGUGAUUCAAUAUGUCGACGACCUGCUCAUUGCGUCCACCACAGCCGAGUCCUGCCUGCAGGCCACACGGGCCCUGCUCCUACUCCUGGCCCGCCACGGGUUCAAGGUCAGUCAACCUAAGUUGCAAAUCGCGCGGAAACAAGUUUCUUUCCUCGGCAGACUACUGUCACAAAAGGGGGCCUCAUUGUCCCCCGCCCACCGCACAUCCAUUCUGCACCACACCAAGCCUGACACUGUCAAAGCUAUGCUGUCGUUUCUCGGUCUGGUGGGUUACAGCAGGCAGUACAUACCUGAUUUUUCCACUCUCACAUCUCCGCUGAGAGCCAUGGUCACCUCUGCAGGUAUGAGAAAUCUGAAUGCGAAGCUGACAUGGUCCCGCAACUCGGAAGAAGCUUUUAUCAAACUCAAACAAGAACUCGCUGCGUCCGCCGAAUUGGCCCUCCCCGACUACGCGCGCCCGUUCUUUUUGGAUGUUUCUGAAACAGAAUCUGUUGCUAACGGUAUUCUGUUCCAGAAAAAAGGGGAGAGAGAACGGUACUGAUGUAUCUCAGUGUCAUCCUUGACCCCACAGAAAAACGUCAACCAACGUGCACAAGACAUGCUGCAGGUGUUGCCAAACUCAUCAACAAAAGCGCACACAUAGUUAUGGGACACACACUUCACAUCUUGACAUCACACAGCGUUGUAGCUUAUGUGAACUCGCAAACUUUUACGAUGUCCUCCACAAGACAGCAAAAACUCGCUCGCAUUCUCGAAGCCCCAAACUUGCUAUUCACUCAUGAAGGUGUUAACAUGGCUGAGCGUUUGGGGGAAGGUGUGUUGCAUGAGUGUGCCCACAGGGUUGAAAAAGAAGAAAAAGCCAGAGAAGACCUCCAGACGGAACCCAUCCCAGGGGCCAGAAACCUAUACACAGACGGAUGCUGCUACAGAGAUGAGAAGGAGGGACUCAGAGCAGGAUUCUCGGUGAUAGAAGAAACACCAGACGGACUCAAGACGGUAACAGCACAAAAGCUCAAUGGACCACAGUCAGCCCAGAGAGCAGAAGUCGUGGCAGUGAUUGAAGCCCUGAAAGCAGGUAAAGACCAAGACAUUAACAUUUACACUGACUCAGCCUAUGCAGUACACGCAGCACAAGUAGACCUAGGACAAUGGAUGAGAGCGGGCUACCUAACUGCAAAACAAGAACCCAUUAAACACAUGGAUGAAAUGAAAGAGCUUGCAAAAGCACUGUGGUUUCCCCAGAAGGUAGCCAUCAUCAAAUGCAAAGGACACGACAACAGCAGAUCCAGAGUUGCCAUGGGCAACCAAGCAGCGGACUCCGCAGCCAAAGCAGCUGCAGGAUAUCAUGAGAAGCUCCUGUUGGUAAGACCAGACACAGAGACACAAAUGACAAAACUGUCCCUUACAGAAAUCUCAAAAGAACAGGACCUAGCCUCACCUGAAGAGAAGACAGUGUGGAAACUCAGAGGCGCAGUCCUAUCGGAAGGGACCUGGAGAUCCCCAGAUGGAAGGCUGGUUCUGCCACCUGGGCUCAAAGACAGUAUCUUCUCAGAAGCACAUGGAGUUGGCCAUGCAGGCAUCUCCCAGAUGAAAGUGGACCUCAAAGAAUGGUGGCACCCCUUCCUACAUGACAUGCUAAAGGAGUGGGUAAGACACUGCACUGUUUGCACACACCACAACACCAGACCUACAUACAAACCCGGGGUGGGUAAGUUCCAACUAAAAACACGUCCAGGGAAAGAAAUCAUCAUUGAUUUUACAGAUAUGGUUAACUCAGUCCGAGGGUACAGGUAUGUUUUGAUGUGUGUUGAUGCAUUUACAGGAUGGCCAGAAGCAUGGCCAGUGAAAAGAGAGGACAGCAAAUCAGUAGUUAAGUGUCUCAUCAACCAUUACAUCCCACAGCAUGGCUUCCCAGAAAAGAUCAGGUCGGACAAUGGGUCACACUUCAAGAACCAGGACCUCCAGUACGUGGAGGCCAUGUUGGGACUUAAACAUGGUUUUGGGUCCGUGUACCAUCCUCAAUCUCAGGGUAAGGUUGAGAGGAUGAACCAGACAGUCAAGAACAGGCUGUCAAAGAUUUGUGCCCACACAGGGCUGAACUGGGUGGAUGCUCUACCGCUCGCCCUCAUGUCCAUCCGAUCCUCAGUAAACAGGACAACUGGACACACCCCAUUCGAGCUCGAACGUGGUCGACCUUUUCCAGGGCCAGAGCGAGCCCUGCAAAACACUGACCCUCCUCCCUCUCACAUGCACCAGAAAGAUUAUUAUGUACAACUGCAAUCUGUUCUCUCUGAAUUUGCUAAGCAGGUGCGAGACAGCAAAGACGGCACCAAAGACGGUGACCUACCCAUCACUGACUGGGUCCUCCUUCGGGUCAUCAAGAGAAAGUGGAGCGAGCCUAGGUGGACAGGACCAUUUCAGGUGACCGAGAGAACCUCCCACGCAGUCCGGCUGGACGGGAAAGGUGACACCUGGUUCCACCUCACUCAGUGCGCCCCAGCUGUAACACCUCAACGCUCCCUGAAGGAAGUGCGGCAGGAUCUUGCAGCAGCUGCAGCAGGAAACCAAACCAAAGAGCCACACACCUCCAGAAAAGACACAGGGCAGAAUAAUCCCUGCAACGAAAAAGGCACAGGGUAGUCUACCCCUGACCGCCUGAAGAAAGGAGACAACAUCCUGCAGGACGUCGGCUGACAACUGCUCUAGUAGACAACGAAGCUACGCUGCAAAGACACAGGGCAGAAUAAUCCCUGCAACGUAAAGGGCACAGGGUAGUCUACCCCUGACCGCCUGAAGAAAGACGACAACAUCCCGCAGGACGUCGGCUGACACCUGCUCCAGUAGACAACGACGUAACGCUGCCUGUCCGGGCGACCCCCACGGACGGCUCAUCUGUCAGGUCGUGCAAGACAAGAAAAUCUCUUACCUGUAUGUUUCAAACUGUAUGUUCCACACCCUUUUAUUUCGGCAUUUAUCUGGUUAUUAACUUACAUUGUAUUGCUCGAUGUUCUUUUGUGGGUUGAAUUUUGCAGAAACGAAAUGAGGAUCCCUCGUCUUAGAGUUGGCUCAUGGCCAUGGUUGAUCGCUUUAGCCUUAUUUAACAUAGGUUUGCUGCUUAUAAUCUUAGGGCUGACUAGGGAGUUCCCACAGUUGCCUACAAACGCCACAGAACCUGAUGCAACACACCUCUCACGUCCCAUCCGCGGCUAUGAUGCUUAUUUGGCCCACCCAUCAUUCUCUGUUAACGGUACAGCCCUGACCAUUACUUGCGAAUACUCUGGUCCAAACACUCCUGUGAAAGUUGGCCUCUCCCUCGGAGAUGGCGACAAUUGGCGACGAGCAGGGGGUUCCAUACCCUAUGAUGUUUCUUACACGCCCCGGGGGGAGUGA
This is a messenger RNA of Xyrichtys novacula (pearly razorfish), 4874 nucleotides long. The record is from the annotation of a GenBank genome assembly. NCBI's taxonomy places the organism in Eukaryota, Metazoa, Chordata, Actinopteri, Labriformes, Labridae.